ACUUUCAAUACUUGAAAAGAGCUAUAAUUAGAAAAUGUUCAUAUAAAGAGUUCAUAUUAAGAAACUUAAAUACUCCAAAUGAACCAACUAUAAAUAAGUCGCUCGAGUGAGGGACAGAAACAGAAUUCCACGCCCAGUGCAGAGAAGGAGUCACCAUGCGUCCAAUUUUUGUGGUAACCCUGGUUGUCCUGGCCACGCUGGUCGCCCUGUCAUCGCAGGCAACCGACACAGCAACCACUACCACUACUACCACCACCACCACCACCACCACCACGACCACAACUGACGCGACCACCACCACGACCACCGAGGCGACCACGGAGAAGCAUCGCCGCAAGCACCGUCGCAGGCACCGCCGCAGGAGGAUCAUAAUCAUCCGACGAGGUGAAGGUGGAGGCAGGCGUCGCAGAUUCCGUGAGGGUAAUGAAGGUGGCGAUGAAGAUCGUGGCCGUUCCGGGAGGCGCUUCCGUGUGCGCGAGCGACGCGCCGGUCGUCGUUUCGACCGCUUCUGGUGAUACAUUACUGAAUAACAAAUAAAUAACUGGAAUAGUAAAUAGAUAUGUGCACAUAGAAAUCAAAAUCAAUAUCAAA
This is a messenger RNA of Drosophila santomea, 591 nucleotides long. Its product is annotated as protein new-glue 2-like. NCBI's taxonomy places the organism in Eukaryota, Metazoa, Arthropoda, Insecta, Diptera, Drosophilidae. The record is from RefSeq and is a predicted model, not a curated record. The coding region runs from base 156 to 515 and encodes 119 amino acids. The transcript has 2 exons.